CUUCCAUGUCCAGUAAUAAUCACAGUCCAGAUCAACUCCCAUUCGUGGUAGCAUCCAAUUCCAAGUCCCAAGAUUACUUGUACAUCCGCGGCAUUUACGAAUCCAGCAAUUGUAUAAGCUCAGUUGCCCGCUUUUUCGCAGUCUCAGAGCUUGAUCUGUAUUGUGUCCGCGGAGAAACCCUUCUGCUUUUACCUUGUUGACUCACAUCACGACCUUCGACGGCCUGUCGAUCAAAGUCCCGUUGUUGUAUAUAACCCCCUUUCUGGGGGCUGUUUUUUCACGGGCCUGAUGGUAAGUUCAGUCAAAAGACAUCAACUACCAAUCAUGGCAGCAAAUCCACUUCAUCAUGACUAUCCGUGGACAACUGAAGAUGCCCCUCUGGUUGUCUCUGCGCCGAUGAUGAAGAUCACCUUAGCAGAAGCCGCAAUUGCAACAUCAGCAGCAGGCGGCAUUGGCUUCCUCGCCGGUGGAUUCGACCUCAGUCCCUUGAGCAAAGACCUUGCCAAAGCGGCCGAAGUUGCGCAGGAACGAGGACUGACCCUGCAUCAAGGGGUCCUACCCAUUGGGGUUGGAUUUCAAAACUGGGGAAGUGACCUCAAACUCGCAUUGGAUGCGUUGCUAGCGCAUCCUGUUGCUGCCGUAUGGUUCUUUGCUCCUCAUCAAUUGGCCGACUUGCUCGAUUGGUCAGAGCAGAUUCGCACUGCAACCGGCGGCAAAACCAAGAUCUGGAUCCAGGUCGGUACGGUGGCAGAAGCUAUCGAAGUUGCGAGAACAUCCAAACCAGAUGUUAUCGUAGUCCAGGGCUCCGAUGCCGGUGGUCACGGACUGGCUCAGAGAGCAAGUCUCAUGACCUUGCUACCAGAGGUCGCCGAUGCUUUGGCCAAAGAUGAUCUUCAUACUCCCUUGAUUGCCGCAGGUGGGAUAAUUGAUGGAAGAGGUGCAGCUGCUGCCCUGUCCUUGGGCGCAAGUGGCGUCGCGCUCGGAACUCGGAUCCUCGCCAGUCGAGAGGCGGUGAUUGCCAAAGGCUACCAAGACGAAGUCCUGAGAGUAACGGACGGCGGCACAAGUACAGUCACCACCACGGUCUAUGAUGUCGUGAGAAACAUAAAAGGUUGGCCAAAGUGCUACAAUGGGCGAGGGGUGGCCAAUCGAAGUUAUAUGGACGCCGUCCACGGCAUGAGCGAUGAAGAAAACCAGGAACUAUACAAAAAAGCCAUGGAGCAAGGUGACGCUGGAUGGGGCCCUGACGGGAGAAUGACGACUUAUGCGGGCACAGGCAUCGGCUUGGUGAAUCAGGUCGAUUCCAUUGCGGAUAUAAUUCAAAGUGUGCAGCAGCAAGCUGUGGACACCUUGCAAAGGUCUGCAGCGAGGUUUGCAAAGCCAUAAACUAUUUAUUGUCCCUGCCAUCCAAUGGAG
This is a messenger RNA of Exophiala mesophila, 1416 nucleotides long. RefSeq lists its product as uncharacterized. Bases 289 to 1386 code for a protein of 365 amino acids. The transcript has a single exon. Lineage: Eukaryota; Fungi; Ascomycota; Eurotiomycetes; Chaetothyriales; Herpotrichiellaceae. Gene Ontology annotation, molecular function: nitronate monooxygenase activity. The record is from RefSeq and is a predicted model, not a curated record.